Messenger RNA from Cuscuta campestris, 3220 nucleotides. The record is from the annotation of a GenBank genome assembly. NCBI's taxonomy places the organism in Eukaryota, Viridiplantae, Streptophyta, Magnoliopsida, Solanales, Convolvulaceae.
AAAAUAUUUUCAAAAUUUUAUUAUACGUAGUAUAUAAUUAAUAUACAAUAUAUUUUUAUUUAAUUAUAGAUUAAAGUUUAAAAACGGGUGACUGAAAAAAAAUUAAAACUAGAUAAUACAGUACAUAUUAGGAUUAUUGAAAAAAACCCUUUGAAUUUGGCACUGAAUUUGUUUUUGAAAGAGAAGAUAAUUCAUUCCCCCGGUUGAAUUUGCUCGCAAUAGUCAAUACUGCUUCUUCUUCUUCUCCGGAACCAAUAGGAAUUUUAAGUUCAGGUCACAUGCUCCGGCGCUUUUCCUCUCCAUGGCCGCCGGCAUUCAUCCUCCCGCGACGAUAUUCUCCGCCUCCACUGCAUUUCUUCCAGCCACCACUCUAAACUCUCAUUUCCUCUUUCAACACCACCAACUCCACCCGAUUUCACCUCUUUCUGUAGUAAAACCCAAACAAAAACUCAAUCGCAUCUCCAUCCAGCAACCCCCAUCCCGUUCCGACCCACCGAGUAAUUCUUCAGUCUCCGGACACUCUGACCCGCAAGCCAUCGAUUGGGCCGAUUUGCUAAAGCUUGCCGUCCGCCGCGGUGACGUUGAGGUAACUAGAGUCGUACAUGGCGCGGUUCUUAAGCUGGAAGAGGAUACACGUUUGUCCAAUGCUCUGAUUUCAGCUUAUCUGAAAUUGGGUUUUGUAAACCAUGCACACAACGUGUUUGAUUCUAUUCCUGACCCGGACGUUAAGUCCUACACUGCAAUUAUAUCAGGUUUUGCAAAAUCCAAUCGUGAAACUGAAGCAAUGGAGCUUUUCUCUGAGAUGAGAAGCUUGGGUAUUGAACCCAAUGAUAUCAGCUUAGUUGCACUGUUGACUGCUUGCAUUCGUUCCCAGAAUUUGGAGUUGGGUCGCCAAGUUCACGGCUUAGCGAUCAAAUUGUGCUAUCUGGAUUGCAUUCAUCUUGUCAAUGGGCUUAUGGGACUGUAUGGUAAAUGCGGCCGUUUAGAUUUUGUCAUUAAAUUGUUUCAUUCUUUGUCCAAACGUGACAUUGCUUCUUGGAACACUGUCAUUUCAUGUUUGGUGAAGGAGUCGAUGUAUGACACUGCCUUUGAUGUAUUCAUUGAUAUGCAAGAAACCGAUUCUUUGAGAGCUGACUAUAUCACACUCUCCACUCUUCUGACUGCAUGCUUUGAGUGUCUCGCGAUAAGGAAAGGUCAAGCACUCCAUGCCCACGCUCUUAGAAUCGGAUACGAAGGCAGUGUGAGUGUGAACAAUGCACUCAUCAAAUUUUACACAAAGUGUGGUAACAUAAGCAGUGUGAUGGCUUUGUUCGAGAAGAUGUGUGUAGAAGAUGAGUUUACUUGGAAUGAAAUGAUCACCGCGUAUAUGGAAGCCGGCCUUGUCGAUUCCGCUGAGAAACUCUUCAACCAACUGCCCAAGAAAAAUGCGGUUUUAUACAAUGCCCUCUUAGCUGGAUUUUGUCGAAACGGUGAAGGCUUGAAAGCGAUGACCUUGUUUCAUAAAAUGAGACAUGAAACAUUGGAGGUAUCUGGUUUCACCUUAGUCAGUGUUGCAAACGCGUGUGGGUUGAUGAUGGAUAGGAAGUCAAGUGAGCAGAUACACGGAUUUAUUCUCAAAUCUGGCCUUUUAAGGUCAAAUGAUCAUGUCCAGUCAGCAUUGCUCGACAUGUGUGUCCGUUGUGGGAGAAUGGAAGAUGCUGAAAAGAUGUUCCAUAGACUUCCACCGGAGCAUGAUAGAUUGAUCUCUUUUACAUCAAUGGUGUGCGCAUAUGCUCACAGCGGACGUCCAGAAGAAGCAGUUUCUCUAUUUUGUGAAAUGAUAUCCGAAGGAUUAUCUCCACUGAUUGAUGAUGUUUCAUCGGCUACUAUUCUUGGUGUUUGUGGAACUCUUGGGCUACACAACUUAGGGAGAAACCUGCAUUGUCAUUCCUUGAAACUUGGGUUUCUGUCUGAUGUAACUGUUGGGAAUGCCGUAAUCAGCAUGUAUGCUAAAUGUGGUGAAUUGGGAGGUGCAGUCAAGACUUUCGAGCUUAUGACAGCCCAUGAUUUAGUUUCGUGGAAUAAUCUGUUAGCUGGUUAUGUCCUUCAUAGACAGGGAAAUGAAGCCUUGGAUACUUGGGCCAGAAUGAAAAUGCAAGGAGUAACUCCAGAUUCAUUUACAUGUCUCCUCAUUCUGUCUUCUUAUAGACACACUACAAGAAAUUCAGUCAAUCUCUGUCGAAACUUCUUUUCUUCGAUCAGGCCCAUCUAUGGUAUUGUUCCAGGCCCAGUGCACUAUGCGUGUUUGGUGAGUGUGCUUGGGUUUUGGGGUCUGCUUCAAGAUGCAGAGGAAAUCAUCAAAAGAAUGCCUUUUGAGCCAAACGCUUCCGUUUGGCGUGCAUUGUUUGACAGUUGCAGAAUACAUUCGGAUUCAACCAUCGGGAGAAGGGCAAUGAAGGAAAUUCUUUCUCUGGAGCCACACGACCCGGCCACCUUCAUACUAAAUUCGAACCUUUAUUCAGCUUCUGGAAGAUGGAACUGCUCGGAGCUGGUGAGGGCGGAGAUAAAGGACAAGGGGUUCUGGAAGAUUCCAGGUCAGAGUUGGAUCAACCAUGACAACAAGCUUCACUCCUUUUUAGCCAGAGACAGAUUGCACCCACAGUCAAAAGACAUAAACAGUGGACUGAGGAUAUUGUUGUUGGAGUGUAUGAAAGUGGGAUAUGUUCCAGACACAAGAUGUGUUCUCCAUGAUGUGGAAGAGUAUCAGAAGAAAGAAUUCUUGUUCUAUCACAGCUCAAAACUGGCUGUCACUUGUGGACUUCUGAUGACGAAACCCGGAAAACCUGUGUUUGUAGUGAAGAACAUCCUUCUGUGUAGGGACUGUCACACGUUCUUUAAGUUUGUUUCGGUCGUCACAAAGAGAGAGAUUCGUGUCAGAGACAGGUCGGGUUUUCACUGUUUCCUAAACGGUAAAUGCACUUGCAAUGACCGUUGGUAACCUUCUUCCUGAUUUAGAUUUAGAGUUUCCUCUUCCAUUUGUUCAUGAGUUGCUAAUUCAAUUUACUUUUCAAAUCCAACAGUGAUUCUCCAGCCGCCCUCUCACCACAUUUCAUUGAAAUGCUCCAGGGGGAGGAGUGGAAAGAUGUAGGGGAUUGUGUUUGUGGGAUGUGUUAAUCCGUUUUAGUUUUAGACUCAAUGUAGAGGGUAUUUGGGGUUGCGUUAAAAAACUGUUUAUGAGCUU